Messenger RNA from Mercurialis annua (annual mercury), 1862 nucleotides. RefSeq lists its product as uncharacterized. Gene Ontology annotation, molecular function: acetylglucosaminyltransferase activity. The record is from RefSeq and is a predicted model, not a curated record. NCBI's taxonomy places the organism in Eukaryota, Viridiplantae, Streptophyta, Magnoliopsida, Malpighiales, Euphorbiaceae. Bases 137 to 1636 code for a protein of 499 amino acids. The transcript is spliced from 3 exons.
UUUACAUUUUUGUUGCUUUAGAUCCGAAGAACUCUCAUUCUUAAUCUCAUUUCCAUCUCCAUUGAAGCAAAAAUAAGAAAAACUAUACCCAAAAAUCAACCACAUUACUUGAAAUUUAGUGCCAAGAAUCAAGAAAAUGUUAAGGGUGCUACAAUUAGGAUUUAGAAAGACUAUGAUAUGGUUGUUUUUCAUUUUUGCAAUGCUAUACAUUAUCUACUCUUAUCAUCUUCUCAUAAUCAAGGAUCGUCAAUGCAUUACGCACGAAGAAAAUCUCGAAUUCCUAAGCAAUAUGACGAACCUUAACGACCAAGAAAAAGAUCAAGAUCAAGAACAAGAACCAAAACAUGUUUCCUUACAAGAACCUAUUCAAAUACCUCAAAGAUCACAGUCUUACAAGACAGGAUUAAAGCACAUUGUUUUCGGGAUUGCAGCGUCCGCGAAUUUGUGGGAGAAGCGGAAGGAGUAUGUCAAGAUAUGGUGGAAGCCGGGGCAGACACGAGGGAUAGUUUGGAUGGAUAGAAGAGUAAGGACUAGAGGAAACGAAAAUUUGCCGGAAAUUCGAGUUUCUUCGGAUACCUCGAAAUUUAAGUACUCGAAUAGGCAAGGACACCGAUCAGCAAUCAGGAUUUCUCGGGUGAUUUCUGAAACGUUGAAGCUCGGAUUGAAGGAUGUGAGGUGGUUCGUUAUGGGAGAUGACGAUACUGUUUUCGUUGUCGACAAUGUGGUGAGAAUUCUGUCAAAAUAUGAUCAUAGGCAAUUGUAUUACGUUGGUAGCUCAUCGGAAAGUCAUCUUCAGAAUAUAUAUUUCUCUUAUGCUAUGGCGUAUGGGGGUGGUGGAUUUGCGAUAAGUUACCCGUUGGCGCAACAGUUGGCUAAGAUGCAAGAUAGAUGCAUUCAGAGAUAUCCUGGAUUGUAUGGCAGUGAUGACAGGAUUCAGGCUUGUAUGGCUGAGCUUGGUGUACCACUAACCAAAGAAGCUGGAUUUCAUCAGUACGAUGUCUACGGAGACCUACUAGGCCUUCUAGGAGCUCAUCCUGUGACUCCACUGGCAACACUUCAUCACCUAGAUGUAGUACAGCCAGUAUUUCCACACAUGACUAGAGCUAAAGCCAUACAACAUCUAUUCCAAUCAGUCGCCCUUGAUUCAGGCAGCAUAAUGCAGCAAUCAAUCUGCUACGACAAGAAAAGGUACUGGUCGAUCUCAGUUUCCUGGGGAUUCGUCGUUCAAAUCUGGAGAGGAGUUAUCUCUCCCAGAGAGCUCGAAAUGCCCACAAGAACAUUCCUCAAUUGGUAUCGAAAAGCCGAUUACACUGCAUAUGCAUUCAACACAAGGCCUGUGACAAAACAUCCAUGUCUCAAGCCUUUCAUUUUCUAUAUGAGUAAUACUAAGUAUGAUAGAGCAAGGAGGCAGAUAAUUAGUGUUUACACUCGCCAUAAAUCCAACACUCCUUAUUGCCGAUGGAGGAUGGCUUCUCCCGAGAAAAUUAACUCAGUCGUAGUACUAAAGAAGCCGGAUAGUCUUCGAUGGCAAAGGUCGCCAAGAAGAGAUUGUUGCAGAAUUCUGCCAUCAAACAGAACCACAACACUGUACUUAUGGGUGGGGGAUUGUCGAGAGGGCGAAGUUAGUGAAUUAUAGAUGCAACGAGGAACCUAGAUUUUGCAGUGCAGACUAGAACAAAAAGCAAAAACAAAGAGUGCCAUUUAGAAAUAUAGUUCAGAAGAUCAAAUUUUCAACUUCUGCCACACAAAAAACUCAGAAUUGAGAUUCUCAAGAAAAAAAUUUCAUUUCUGAAUUCAUUUCGCCUAUGUAAAGUGGACACAUGCUCAAUAGCAUUUAUAGAUUUCUUUACAAUUGCAUCUAA